AUCGCCAGGGGCAACAAGAGAUGCCCGGCGUGCGUGCGUGCGCCUCCCUCUCUCUCUCUCUCUUCGGACGCCUCUCGACCGGACCCUCUCCUGCCGCGGACAUCCACUUGUUAGUUGGUCUGUGGCAGCUGAGUGGGGAGGUUGUGACGGACGAGGCGCGGGAGAUACCUGUUGAUUUCUGCCUUUCUUUUCUUUUUCUUUUUUGAGGAUAUAUUUUGGAAGUGUUCGUGUUAAAAGCACAGUUCGUUUGGUUUUAUCCUGCGCAUUCACGAUGGUGUCUUGAAGGAUGCGACGGGGAGUGUGAUAGCCAAGGAAGCAGACGAAAUUGAUUUCCUGAUAGGAGUGUGAGUGAAUAAAUUGGUGCCCUGCGCACAAAAUACCCAGAGUGGAGAGAAGGAGGAGGAGGGGGAGGGAUAUUAUUAAGCCCACCAUGUUGCCGCCGACCCUACGAGAAACUCCAAACCCCUGUGGAACUAUACCAAGAGACAUCUAGUGCUGGCAUCAAUCAGGACAGAAAAUAAGAGAUGUGGGAGAUGUAUCUCAAGGAGGAGGUUUCGGGGAAGUCCUCUCCCCCAAGAGGAGGAGGCGGAGGAGGAGGGGGAGGUCGACCUCGUCCUCAAUGCCACUUGCCUGCCCUCCACCCCACCAGUAUCCGAGGCAUAAAGACCACCGUCAGAUGGACUCUCUCCUUCGGGUGCCUGUGGAUGCUGCUGACGACGCCCCUCCUCGUCUGCGCUGAGUCGAAUGGUUGUGAUUUCUACGGCAGCGGACUCGAACAGGACGGCCGUGGAGUCCAGCCGGUGUACCUGAGCUGCUCCUCGGGCCGAGUGGAGUGGCAGUACCCCCGCGCGGGCCUCAGGGUCAUCCUCAGGUCCCCCCACAAGGACCGGGACUUCCAGGCGUGCAUCAAGGGGGACCCCAAGUUCGAAGGCGCCAGGAUCUAUCUCGAGGGAUACCGCUCUCUCCUGCCGCUGUUCGCCCUCGACGACGGCCGCCCGCAGGAGCUGGUCCGCUGCUUCACGAGUUACAAGGGCCAGGCGGCGCUGUACGUCGAGGCCGAGCCCAGCGCCGCCGACGACCUGAAGAAGGAGGUCGCCGCCUUCGACUACGACCUGCAGACGCUCGCCAAAGGGAGGAUCUACGACCCGCUCGAAGAGUGCCGGCCCUGUUCGGAGGACGAGAUACUCCGCCUCUACUGCUCGGGCGACUUCGUGGCUCGAGGAAGCAUCGAGCGCGUUGAGGACGACUCCGACCUCGCCACGACCACCAUCACCAUCCGGGCCUCGAAGCUCUUCCAGCAGACGUCGCCGGUGUUCAGACACGCCCACGCCCACGGGAGCGACGGCGGCAAGGCGUUGGAGAGCGCGUACGGCAUCAGCAACAGCAUCCAGGGAGGCGGAGGGAGAGGUGGAGUGGCGGAGUACACGGGCCGCGUCGACGUCCCCAUCCAGUGCGGGGCGCGGGCGGGCGAGGGCGAGUUCUUGGUGAUGGGCGUGAUGAGGCUGGGGAAGCCCAUCUUGCGAUGCGCGCCCAGGCACGCCGAGUGGGUCAAGAUCGCAAAAGCCGCCCGGGCCAAUGCCCAGUGUGUUCUGGAGACGUGAGCGCUGUGCACUUGCAAAAGACAGUUUCCGGAGACAUUGGUCUUCGUGCAGUUGCAGAUAAAAGUUUCUAGAGACGUUAGAUUUCAUGCUAUUGCAAAAUAAAAUUUCUAGGGACGUAAUGUAUUGUGCAAUUGCAAAAGACAGUUUCUAAAGACGUGAAGUUUUGUGCAAUUGCAAGGGGCAUCACGGUGUUCCUAAUUUAAAAGUGGACGUGAUUCAGUGACAAGUGACACUCGAAGAUGAGAGACAAGAGGCUCAAGCAAUUAAGUGAUCCACUGAAAUUAGAAGAGACAUUUACAAAAAAACAAAAACAUUUAAUUAUUUUGGUGCAAUAAUAGUAGACAUUGCAAUUAACGAAUUUGCAAUGCUACAGCAACACUUUUGCUCCCAGUGUACAUAUACUGAACUUCUGACACGAUGGAAUCAAGGGGAGUUAAGUUCACUGUUUGAAGGGAAAGGAAAUUUCUACAAAGAGGAUUAGGUGUCCUAUGGACCUACUGGUACACGUCUCACGAAAUCCUGAAACACAGCUAAUGUAAACAGAAAUGUUGUGAAUUUUAAGGUUCCAAGGGAUCUUUUCACGAGUGAAGAAGUCCCGAUGAGGCUUUUCUCGAGCUAAAAAGUACUUUUGAGGCUUUUCACGAGCUAAAGAGUACUCAUGAGGCUUUUCACCAGCUAAAAAAUCUCAUGAGGCUUUUCUCGAGCUCAAAAGUCCCCAUGAAGCUUUUCAAGAGGUAAAAAGUCCCCAUGGGGCUUUUCUCGAGUUAAAAAGUUCUCAAGGGGAAUUUUCUCAAGCUAAAAAAGUCCCCAUAAGGUUUUCUCGAGUUGAAUAGUCCCCAUGAGGCUUUUCACGAGCUAAAAAGUACUUUUGAGGCUUUUCGCGAGUAAAAAGUCCCCACGAGGUUUUUCUCGAGCUAAAAGGUCUCCAUGAGGCUUUUCUCCCCAGUACUCAUGAUUUUUUCACGAGUACUCAUGAGGGUUUUCAUGAGGCUUGAUGAGCUAAAAUGCCAUAUGGAAACCUUUCUUCUUCAGCUUCGAAGGCCAAAACAGUCCCUUUCAUUUGGUGACUCUGUAAUGGUUGGUUUAGGUUGUAACCAGUUGCGGUUGUAAGAGUGUAAAGUGCCAUAGAUAGCACGUAAGGCCAGACAGUCAGUCUCUUGUGGUUAUGAAGUGAUUCUUGGAUGUUUUUCUAAAUACAGUCUCUUGUGGUUAUUUUUCUUUUUUUUAGCAGCUUUUGUUCUUAUUAAACCGUCUGUGAUUUAGUAGUUACUGAAACGUCAUGGACUGAUUUUAUAGAAGGUUUAGAUGUAGUAGAGUUUAUAUUCAUCCUGACAAAAAAAAAAAAUCAUAAAUGCUUACUUAUUUUUCCAUUGAAGCUUACAGCUCUCGAAAAGUGUAUUUUAUUUUAUUAUUAUUAUUAUUAUAUAUAUAUAUAUAUAUAUAUAUAUAUAUAUAUAUAUAUAUAAAUUGUUGUUCCUUUUAAACUUUGUAGAAAACUAUUCUUGAAGUUGUCCUGUCGACCGCUUUCCAGGGUGUUUACAAACCACGGUAUAAUACAGCCCCCUGCUUGUGUACAAAGCUUAGUAUACUUCCUUCAGACUCUUGGAGGAAAAGAUAUAUCUCAUAGGAGGUCGUAAGAAAACAGUAGAGGUCCUAAGUGCAAUGAUUUUAGGGACGCCAUUACUUGGUUGGGUGUGAGAAAGCUUUUCAAAAAAAAAAAAAAAAAAAAAAAAGAUGUUGGGACCAGCGAGUGUUCUUGCUCAUCUCUGACAUCUUCUAACCUUCUCUCCUUCCCCCGGAAUCUCUUCUACUUCCUCCUUUUCCUCUUCCUCUUCUUCCUUCUUCCUCUUCUUCUUCCUUCUCUUUCUCCUCCUCCUCCUCCUCCUCCUUUUUCUUUCGUCGAAUCUUAUAUGUAGCUUGACUUACGGAGAACCAACCUCUGUUUUGAUGUCUAUUUUACAUGGUUCAGCCGAUAAAUUCCAGCGGAUUCAGUGUAAAAAAAAAAAAAAAUCACUGACACCUCAAAUUGUCCUGCGUUAAAAAAGAAAAUCAGUUUGUAUUAGCUGUUGUAUUGUAGGAAAAGGUAUGAGAUCUCAUUCUGAUUGUGUGCGUGUUUUAAAAGAUCACACGCAUUGUGUUUGUGUCUCGGUCGGAUAGGAGAUAUAUUUGGUGUGGAUAGAACUUAAAGAACUGUAAUUUUUCGUGAAGGAAACGAGGCUUUUAUUCUUUAAAUUGAGUCUAUGAACAUUUCAGAAAAUUAUUUAGUCUGGCAGUUUAUGAACAUUUCAGGAAAUCUUUUUCGACAGUCUAUGAACAUUUCUGAGAACUGAGAGCAUUGAGACUGCUGGUAGAACGUUGCCAUGUACUAAUAGAGACUGUACUUCGUCUUCUAUAUUUCAGUUUAUCAUAUUUUUCCAGUUUUGUCUUACGGAAGUUUUGGUUUAUAAUUGGCUCUGGACGGGGGAAUAGAUGAGGCAGUUACUCGAAAUGCUUUUAAUACAUGUGCCUUUUUUUCUGCCAUCCAAUAUUAAUGUGCGAUGAGGAACUUAAGCCUUGCUUGUAUAUCUUAACACUGCUUUUGGCAUCUUGACGUCACUAAUAGGCUUAUCUAAUCCUUACAUGUCAAUAUUUCUUUCACCUUUAUCCAUAUUUAUUGACACUUCGAUCGACUAUUCCUUCUGUUAUCAAUUCCUUCAGUUAACAUUCCCUUUUUUUGUUAAUUUCCAAAGGUGAACCUACACCUUGUUUGUAUAUAUUUGCGUGGUGGAAUUAUUUUAAUUUUAUAGCAUAAAUCAGGUGAAUGUAUAAUGUAUAAUUGUGUUGAGACGAUGCAAGGGCAUACUUACUAAAUGAUCUCAGUAUUGUACAAUGUGAGAAAUUUUUUAUACAUCCUCCAUGCACCGACCGUCUAAGCUGAACUGCAACGAAGGUUUAAUGCAUUGCAAUAACAAAGCAUUUUUAUGCUACAACGUAAGCAGAAUAACAGAUGCUCUCGUGCAUAUUUAUAUAAUUUUUUUAAUAUAUAUUUUGUCAUCCAAUCGUACUAGAACAAAAUGCAAUUACAUGACCUUUUUUUUCUCUUUUUUUUCUGCUAGAACAAAAAAAAAAAAAAUGUUUUACGCUUGUUUUCCUCUGUAUAUUUUUCGUCACCCGGAAUUCAAACAGCCGUGGCACAUAAACCCAAAAAUGUCUUAUUUAAAUGAACUUUAUACAACAUACAACGAAAAACAAACAUCAAUAAUACGAGGAUAAUCCAUAUAUACUUCCCUGACAUAUAGUGAAACUAGUCUUGAGUUUGGAACCUUUUGGAGGGGGUACGUGCUUAUUAUUUGUGUAUAUAGAGCAUUAGAUAUAAUGAAGAAAUAUAUACAACCUGACCCGUGAAUUCACUGUGCCAAAUUAUUCAUUUUUUUCUCGAGUCUUUUAAUAUUUUUUUUAGAUAUAUUUCUUCCAAUGAGAAAUUGUACUUAUGUAAACAUUUGAUCUUUUUUUAUGUGUAUAUAUUGUGUAUGUGAUGGAGAUUUAAGUGAAAUAUAUAUAUGAACUUCAA
Molecule: messenger RNA, 5151 nt
Organism: Penaeus monodon (black tiger shrimp)
Lineage: Eukaryota; Metazoa; Arthropoda; Malacostraca; Decapoda; Penaeidae
Product: meteorin-like protein
Exons: 3
Coding region: 525-1601 (358 amino acids)
Molecular function (GO): hormone activity
Source: RefSeq, a predicted model, not a curated record